AUGCGGCCACGACCUCCCGCAUCACUCUCCCGCGCCGCUGCCCUCAAAUUCGCAUCGAUUCCUCUCGCAGCGCUGCUUGCUUCGCCGGCUGCGCCCGCGCGUGCUGUCAUCGGCGAAUCCAUCCUCCCGGGCUACCUGCAGGCUGAUGACAAGUCGUGGGAUGUGACGCUGCCGGCCGCGUGGAAGGCGUCGACCGCAGACAUGCGUGCAGAGCCAGAGCACCGCUUUCACUUGCGUGCGGAGAGGAGCAGCGGCGCUGCCGCGAGCCUCGACGUCUUUGUGGACGUGGCAAAGGGCAAGCAGUUCCUCAGCGAUCUCGGCAAGGUUGACGAGGUCGGGCGGCGGUACGCGGAGCGGUUUGGCACGGUGCAGCGCGCCGCCGCCGUGCCGGGCCCGGUUCGCGGGAGCACCUACUACGAGUACGAGUUUGCCGGGAGCACCACGACCACCCGCGCCAAGCUCACCGUGUACCAGAGCCGGCUCUACAUGCUGCUUCUCACGCUCCCGUCCAGCGCGCCGGCAGAGGUGCUUGCGGAGGCGGACGCCAUAUCCUCCUCCUUCAAGGCCUUCCCGGUCAACAUGUUUUGCCUCGCGGCCUCCAACGGCGGCACGGCGCCCACGCCCGGCACCUGCUACUGA
Emiliania huxleyi CCMP1516 is the source of this 639-nucleotide messenger RNA. RefSeq lists its product as hypothetical. Bases 1 to 639 code for a protein of 212 amino acids. The transcript has a single exon. The record is from RefSeq and is a predicted model, not a curated record. Lineage: Eukaryota; Haptophyta; Isochrysidales; Noelaerhabdaceae.